Messenger RNA from Canariomyces notabilis, 1749 nucleotides. RefSeq lists its product as uncharacterized. The record is from RefSeq and is a predicted model, not a curated record. Bases 1 to 1749 code for a protein of 582 amino acids. The transcript has 2 exons. NCBI's taxonomy places the organism in Eukaryota, Fungi, Ascomycota, Sordariomycetes, Sordariales, Chaetomiaceae.
AUGUCGGAUCUCUACGCCUCGCCACCCGACCAUGCUUAUCUUGUUGCGACCCCCUUUGAUAUGCCGACCGAGACGGGGAGCAUAUGGGCGAUAGCAUUCACCAGCAACAGCAGCCGGUUCCUCAACGCGGCGCUUGCCAUCAUCUUCACGCUCAUUUUCCCAUGGCUCUGGGGCCUGAUUUGCGUUGGAGCCCUACUAUACACUCCACACAAUCCAUCGCGUCGCCGUUCUGUUGCUUUAGUUACCCUAUGCAAUGCGCGCGAGCCCUGGUCCGCUUUCAAAAGCCUAGCGGUCUACACUUACGACUCCUUUCGUUUUGUCGUCGGCAACGAGACCGAACAGACUACAUCCUGGAAUGACACCCUAUACGGCCUUGCAUUCUCCUUCAUUGCUCUUGCUAUCUUUGCCGUCAGCAUGACGAUGGGUAUUAUUGGCCCUUCUUUCUUGCACAUCGGCAAUGUCGCCCCAGUACGGUCGACCGUGCUCUCUCUCGAUGAGGUUCCACCCCCCGACCUGCGCGACAAUCUCCUCAACAGGAAUUACGCCUCUCUGCCGGACAAGACAGUUAAGCAGGCUGUGGGAGGCGUGGACUCUGCCGCGGAUACAAUUCGGUCAAAGGUGUAUGUCUCAGUCGAUGGCCCUAAUAGGACGGACAGCGUCGCAGCCAAUGGCUCUGAGGUGACGGGCAACGUGACGGUCAAGGUAACGUAUGGUUAUAGCAUGACCGGCCUUGACCUUGGCCUACCACACGGAUCCGACCUUGAAUAUUCAGUCAACGGCUCCUGCAUCACCGAAUAUAAAUGGGUCCGAGAAUUCACAGACGAGGACAACUGGAGCCACGACUUUUACCGCCUCUGGCCAGAGCACGAGGAUCUUGCUAUUGUCGACUUCUAUGCUGGCAGAGCCGGAAAUGACCGCUUCAGGCCAGCACUCUCGUGCUGGCAACAUGACAAGUGGACCUAUGGGACGGAGCGUGUCAACUCGAUCUUUGAUCUGAGGUUUCUGCCCAACAUGAAACUCCCAUCUGUGUUCCUCCAGGUUCUAGAGAACACUUUUUCUUACCCGAUAAUCAAGACAGUCGGCAGCGUUGCCGGAAUGAACGCCCUUGACGCACCCGUACAGUCCUUUGGCGUCCUCGACGCAGAGCAAGCUAGCAUCGAGAGAGACAUGACGCGCCUGAUCAUGGCCAGCUACUUGAGUUCACUGAACGUCUUUGUCUACGCCACGACUGACAGCGGCGAACCUGGGCGCAACAACAUCUUCACGGGCGAAAACGGAGCUCCACGAGAAGGCGCCGAGCAGUUAGUCGUCCGAACCGGGAAUGUCGAGACAUACUCCCUCUCCGGUCUCAUAUCCCUAGCUACGCUCGUGGUAGUGAUACUCCUCAUCAAGCUGCUGCUUUUCCUCAAGCUCCUCCUUCACCGCGAUCACGAAACUUCGCGUACCACGGAAGGAGACUUGAUCGAAUAUGACGACCGAUGGACUCGGAUCAAGGCCAUGACUGCGACCCAGCUGCUCCGAAACGUCUACGAGAGCGGGCAGGGUUCGCCUCGAGCGGGCUGGAGUUGCGGCGAGGUGCUCCCUGACAUAACGGACACCAAGACCUUCAAGUUGAUCAAGUGCCGGGACGGCGAAACUUGCUGCGGCGGUCAUAUCGCAAAGGACCCGGAGAUUGUCGUCAGUCGGAGGGAGAGCUACAUGUCGGGCUCCGUCGCCCUUGCCGGUCAGGAGAAACAGAAAUCGCCGUAG